AUGAUAUAUGGGUUUCUUCAGAGUCAAGCUGAUCAUACCAUCUUUGAUAAACGUUCUGAAAACAAUAAAACUGCAAUUUUGAUUGUCUAUAUAGAUGACAUUGUGCUUACAGGUGAUGAUGAAGUAGAACUGGUCACUUUAAAGAAAAGACUUGCAAAUGAAUUUCAAAUUAAGGACCUAGGAAUAUUAAAGUACUUCUUAGGUAUGGAAUUUGCGAGAUCUAAGAAAGGUAUCUUUGUUAAUCAAAGAAAAUAUAUUCUUGAUUUAAUUGGAGAAACAGGUUUGCUUGGAUGCAAGGUAGCUGAGACUCCUAUUGAACCUAAUUUGAAAUUGCAAAAUACAAAAGAAGGAGAAGUAAAGGAUGAAGAGCGAUAUCAAAGCCUUGUGGGAAGACUCAUCUACUUGUCUCACAAACGUCCAGAUAUUACUUUUGUAGUGAGCAUGGUUGAAGUUUAUACUGAUGCUGAUUGGGCAGGAAGUACGAUAUAUAGAAGAUCUACUUCUGGUUAUUGUUCAUUUGUUGGAGAUCAGACUACUGAUGUGUUGACAAAAGGACUACUAAAAGUGCAAUUUAACAGGAUGAUUGAUAAGUUGGCAAUAGAAGAUAUCUUUAAACCAGCUUGA
Momordica charantia (bitter melon) is the source of this 624-nucleotide messenger RNA. The record is from RefSeq and is a predicted model, not a curated record. Lineage: Eukaryota; Viridiplantae; Streptophyta; Magnoliopsida; Cucurbitales; Cucurbitaceae.